Messenger RNA from Xiphophorus couchianus (Monterrey platyfish), 1269 nucleotides. RefSeq names its product distal membrane arm assembly component 2 (gene dmac2). The record is from RefSeq and is a predicted model, not a curated record. The coding region runs from base 126 to 890 and encodes 254 amino acids. NCBI's taxonomy places the organism in Eukaryota, Metazoa, Chordata, Actinopteri, Cyprinodontiformes, Poeciliidae. Gene Ontology annotation, molecular function: protein binding. The transcript has 6 exons.
UCACCUGUCAGAGGCAUUCACUUUGCGACACCUAGUGGUGACAAGAAGAAAAACGGCUCUGAAAAAAUCCCAGAGGCGGAAGCGGAAGGUUUGUCCUACACGGCUUACUGUUGGAAGUUGCUGUCAUGUCGGCACCCUGGAUAUCUUUACGCAGGUGCUGUCAGCGGGCUGCUGUCCUCCUCGUUGCUAGGCGACAUUGGAGCUCCAGCUCAGCAUCUCCUCCUUCUCUCGUGUCCAGGUCUCUUGACUUCCUCGCCCAGCGUUUCUAUGAUGUAGAGGCGCUCCUAAACUGGAAGUCCCGGAUUGGGAAGGACCAGCUCCGAAAGAAGAAUCUUUACUAUGGUUACACCCACAAGCAGUAUGGCCCAGACAUAGCAUCUGCCUAUUAUAUUCUAAAUCUAGGAGGAGGAUUUAGGUUUGUGGGCCAGUCUGAGUGGUUCCGCGCCGACUCAAGGGGCAAAUUCAACUGGGAUUUCCUGAACUACAAGGACACACCUGUGGAAGAAGUAGACAUGAGUCACACCAUCAUCAACUACGUAGGACUGUCUAACCUGGAGAGGCAACAUCUGCGAACUCUAAAGCUCCAAGGCUGCCCUGAGGUGGAUGACUGGUUCCUGGCAGGGCUCCACAAGUUCCAGGACUCUUUGGAGGAGCUGGACAUUUCUCACUGUCCAAAGAUUACCGUGGGCGGCCUGGCUGCUCUCAGGAAUCUCAGCCACCUAAAGCACCUGAAUGUGUCCUCCCUCCCGAGGAUUUCAAAUCCAGGGUUGGUGAUCAUCCUGCUGGAGGAGAUGCUACCUCAAUGCCAGAUCACAGCAGAUGGCUACGACCUCAGUCUGCCUCAGGCUGGAAGGGAGAAGUCAGAGGAGCGCCUGGAAGCAGAGAGGUAGUGGGUCGAUUACAACUAGAAUCACUGCAGAAAGACUUGGAGGCUUUUGGUGUUCUCUUUUUUUUUCAAAGUGCUCAUCAUAAGCUUAUAUGAUUGAAGAAUCAUGACAUAAGGCACAAUAAAUGCAGGACAAAUAAGAAAAGCAGAAACAUACAACAGAUGUGGGCGAAGAAACAUGUCACACACAAGUUGAAAUAUAUGUCUGGAUGCCCUGUGUAUAUCUCAGUUUGUGAGUAAGGCUGCACAUUGAUCCUGUAAAUGUUCAUAUUUAGAAAAUCUCUGUUCAUGUCCAACUUCAAUUUGCUGGGACUUUGUCACUGAAUGUAAAAAUGGGUGUACAUAAUAAAGAUUUUAUUCUUCAAAGUAAGGAUUAUUGUAAA